ACGCGCAGCGGAGGGAGCGUGGCGGCCGGGCGGCGCCGCGAUGUUCGUGGCGCGCAGCAUCGCGGCGGAUCACCGCGACCUCAUCCACGAUGUCUCUUUCGACUUCCACGGGCGGCGCAUGGCCACCUGCUCCAGCGACCAGAGCGUCAAGGUCUGGGACAAAAGUGAAAAUGGGGAUUGGCACUGCACUGCAAGCUGGAAGGUUUGUAUUAAUAGCUAUUACACAGAGAUACUGUUAUUUCUCUUUUAUUUUUGUAGAGAGAUAUUUUCACGCAGUGGUAACGUGUGCUUGAGGAGUUGGAAAACGACGCACAGCGGCUCUGUGUGGCGUGUGACGUGGGCCCAUCCUGAGUUUGGGCAGGUCCUGGCCUCCUGCUCUUUUGAUAGAACAGCAGCUGUGUGGGAAGAAAUAGUGGGAGAAUCCAAUGAUAAACUCCGAGGGCAGAGUCACUGGGUAAAGAGGACCACUCUGGUAGACAGCAGGACAUCUGUUACAGAUGUGAAGUUUGCUCCCAAGCACAUGGGUCUUAUGUUAGCAACUUGCUCAGCAGAUGGAGUAGUAAGGAUUUAUGAAGCCCCAGAUGUGAUGAAUCUCAGUCAGUGGUCACUGCAGCAUGAAAUCUCGUGUAAGCUAAGUUGCAGUUGCAUUUCGUGGAAUCCUUCAAGCUCCAGAGCACAUUCUCCAAUGAUAGCUGUAGGAAGUGAUGACAACAGUCCAAAUAUAUUGGCUAAAGUUCAAAUUUAUGAAUACAAUGAAAAUACCAGGAAAUACGCAAAAGCAGAAGCUCUGAUGACAGUCACAGAUCCCGUGCACGAUAUUGCGUUUGCCCCAAAUCUGGGAAGAUCCUUUCACAUCUUAGCUGUAGCAACCAAAGAUGUACGAAUUUUCACACUAAAACCUCUAAGGAAAGAAUUGACUUCAUCCGGAGGAUUAACAAAGUUUGAAAUCCAUAUCGUGGCGCAGUUUGACAAUCACAAUUCCCAGGUGUGGCGGGUCAGCUGGAACAUCACGGGCACGGUGCUGGCCUCCUCCGGCGAUGACGGCUGCGUCAGGCUUUGGAAGGCUAAUUACAUGGACAACUGGAAGUGUACUGGGAUACUGAAAGGUAACGGGAGUCCGGUCAACGGUAGUUCCCAGCAGGGAAUUUUUAACGCCUCUCUAGGUUCAGCCAAUACAAGCCUACAGAAUUCACUAAAUGGAUCAUCUGCCAGCAGAAAGCAGAGCUGAUACCAAGCUAACUGGAGUAACUUUGAUGUUUUGCUGCUUGUUGCAUGCACACAGGAAUGGAAAAUGAACUCCUUUUUCCCCUCCCCAACGCCGUUUGACCUCUCCCAAGACACCAGCAGCCUGCUAACUACUAAACGCUAUUCAAAAAACCUUUUUAAGCCACGUUGUGUACUUUUUUUGUACUAGGCCGCACAGUUUGAUACUGUUGAAACUCCUGACAGAAAAAUACUAGGAGAGGCUUUUUGUUUAAAAAAAAAAAAAAAGAAAAAAUCAAAAGAAAAAAAAUCUUCCAUCGGAACAGUUUCUUAAAAUAACUUGUCAAAUUUCUGGAGUAAAAAUGAGGAUCAACCUUGUCCUUGGUUGGGAUGGGAGGAGGGAAGUGACCAUUAGAGCAACUUUCAUUAAAACUGUUUUGAUAACUGCUGUGUUUUACAUUUCGUAGUGUUUAACACUUGACUGAGAUUCCUUAACAUCACAGAUUUGUAACUGCUUUGUAAUAUAUGCAACUGUUGGUUUUAAAGGAAGCAGAAAACUGUGCUUUGACAAUUGUACAGACGGUAGCUUUUGAUAGUUUGGUAUUGCUUCGUUUAUAACUUCGUAUGACUUAAAAUAUGUGUUCUGUAAGUACUGUCAAGCUUUCUUCACCCUGACUGGGACAGAUACCUUUUCUGACGUGUUUGUAUGUUCCUGUGGCAAUGAUUCCACGCGUGACUAAAAUUCUGUGCGUACUGUCCGAAAUAAUGCAAACGUUUGAGCCAUAUGAAAGUCGAAACCAAAAUGCAGCAUGUGGUGGAUUGUCCGUUAUUUCAUCAAGUGUACAGCUGUUCUUUUAGGCAAGUCCACAGAACUGUAAACAGUAUAGACAACACCUGUAGGUAUGUAAUGUGGUUAUACUAAAACUCAUGAGUAUUACGGGUAAGUUCUAAUAAAAACGGCAGAAAAAUGACGUGGUGUGGUGUAAUUCUGAGUUCUGGAUUCACCAGGAGGCUUCAAUUUAUCCUGAGUAUCUUGCAGAAAUGCAUAAAUACACACAAAGAUUGUACUUCGCUGAAAGCAGUUAUCCUCUGUAAAUGUGAACUAUUAAAUUUACACUAUUGUAAAAGCUAUAUGAUGUUUUUAUGUCUAUUCUGGAAGUCCCGGGAAGUUCAUCUGAAUUAGAUGCAUACGCAGAGAAAUGUACUGACAUGGUUUUUAAUGUACAACCUGUGUCGCAAAUGGGGUGUUAUUAAAAGCUGUCAGCAGAUCACAGGAAUCCUGGGAGAGGGAAAGCGUGUUCAUAGCUGCGUUACGGAGUUCUCGUCGUUUCCAAAGCAGUUUAUUCAUUCUGUAAAAUGGGUACUCGAAUUAUUAUGACAGUAUUCUUUCGAUGAGUUUCAGGGGAAAACUUUUUUUCCUUACAGAACAGUUUCCAGAUUUGUCUUGUUUUGAAUUACAAGCCUUGAUUUCUGCUAUUAUGUUCUAUUGGUUUUGGCAUGGAUAUACUAAAGCUUUUUUUUUUUGUUUGUUUUCCAGCAUGUCUUUUCUCCCCUUUGGUUCUCCUUGUAUUUACUGCCUUUCUCUUUUUUCUUGUUUUUUUUUUUUUUGUUGUUUUGUUUUGUUUUGUUUGUUUUGUUUUUGUUUUGGUGUUUUGUUCCUGUCUUAAUUGUUUCAGGUAUUUCUUUCCCCCUCUGGAUUCCCCACGGGCUGGAUCGAGAUGGUCCAGUCAUGCCCAGCUCCUUCCUCCUCCUCCUCUGAUAGAGCACUCUUGCGAUGCUGACACUGCCAACCUCCAGUAUCCUCACCCUCGCAGACGAUGUGUGUCUCGGCCUCUUAAUCUAUUGCCUGAGAAUGAAGGGGUUUAACACGUUACUUUGAAUAAAUGUUAAAGGGCCUUAUACUGAUGUUUGUGAAUGCUUCCAUUUCUGGCUGCUUUUGUGUUCCUUCUCUCCUACAGAAGAUUUAAAAAGUGUGGGGUCUUCAUGCAUGUUUUGCAAAACAAACUGCAAUAUUUGGAGCAGUUAUUUGUGUGCAUCAAAGGAACAUGUUAAUCUGUAGCCUCUCGAUUGUGACAACACAUGCAAACGUGAACCACGAGCUGCUGACGGAGUAGCCAACUUCAAAGUGCCUGCCCUGUUUUUCUUUUGUUUCUUUUUUUUUCUUUCCUUUUUGGAAUCAGUUGAUCGUGGUCUUGAAUUUUUUCUUUUCUGUAUUGCACUGAGAAAUGUGAAAUGCGUUCUCAAAAUGAAACAUACCUUCGAGAAGUGCUUGAAUAUAACUAAAGGAUGAUGUUGGAUCAACUCGUAAAAGAAACAAAACCAUUCCUGUGUAUACUGCAGCAAAAUGCAAUGUGGAAUGUUGGGUUACUUUAACAGAAUUUCCAUCUUGCUGUAUAAAUAUUUAAAUUUUAUAAUUGUGGUUGACUAAUAAACGUGUUUUAAAAGGUA
Molecule: messenger RNA, 3651 nt
Organism: Gallus gallus (chicken)
Lineage: Eukaryota; Metazoa; Chordata; Aves; Galliformes; Phasianidae
Gene: SEH1L
Product: SEH1 like nucleoporin
Exons: 9
Coding region: 41-1228 (395 amino acids)
Biological process (GO): positive regulation of TORC1 signaling; cellular response to amino acid starvation
Cellular component (GO): nuclear pore outer ring; Seh1-associated complex
Molecular function (GO): structural molecule activity; protein binding
Source: RefSeq, a predicted model, not a curated record